GCUCAAUAAUUGACACUCUGUCUCAUAAGAUUAAAAAUCUAAGCAAUGCAUCACCUACCGUAAUGGCCGAAGACCAAAUCCCAAAGACAACCUCCUCCUCCUCCACCAUCUCUCCCUGUCACGCACAAGAGUAGUUUGAGCAGUGGCAAGAAAAAUCCUUCUGCCAGAGCAUCAUGUAGUUUGCCCUUUGACAAAGCAAUCCAUUAGUAUCCUCUUCCUGCCUCUCUUACCAACAUACACACAGACACAGUAGCAGGAACAAUCAAUGGCAAUAAGAUGUUCUUGUCCUGUUGUCAUCCUUCCAAGAGGUCUGACCAAGAAGGCCAUGCCAAGAGCUUCCAUGCUUGACAACAGCCAGACACAACCCAGCAGAGCAUCAACUUCUUCAUACAAUCUUUUCACAGCCAACAAGGUUUUUGAAGACCAAGCAAUGGGGAUAGUCUGUCACAUAGAUGGAAAGGGAGAAGUAGUCUGCGAGGGGUACGAUGAAGGUCCAAGGUUUAGUCCAUGGUCGGACACAUAUCACCAAAGAGACCAUCAGAUUCCAAAUUUCCAACAAAUGAAGCUUCAAAUCGCCACAGAUGAUGACUUUUAUCGGAUAAUUCACAAACAAAACUAACAUUUGAACAGGUAAAUGGGUCUGCUCGCUUGGAAAAAUACCAAAUCGAUGUUGAGGUAUCUCUAUCGUUGCAUGUUUAUAUUGUAAAGAUGGAUGAUUUGCUGGACAUGCAAGUUUCAAAAUGAAAGGCUGGCUUCUGAUGACCAAGUUCUUGUGUAUAUCUGUCAUAAUUUCAACAAAAUAUUAACCUAACUACAAAAUAUGGAGUGUGUAUGUUUGCAUUCAUUUAAUUCCUUCAUUUAAACUCAAAGAUUUCUUUUUUCAA
Elaeis guineensis (African oil palm) is the source of this 884-nucleotide messenger RNA. RefSeq lists its product as uncharacterized. NCBI's taxonomy places the organism in Eukaryota, Viridiplantae, Streptophyta, Magnoliopsida, Arecales, Arecaceae. The record is from RefSeq and is a predicted model, not a curated record.